UUCUUAAGUGAAAUUUGUGACAAUUUGUGACAGAUGUAUGUCAACCUGACGUGUCUUUAAAUUUGCAUUAUUGUGAAAUAUUUAUUUAAAAUCGAAGUAAAUAUUCGACUAUACACCUUGACCACAACAUGGUAAAAUUAUACGCGCUUUCCCUUUUCCUAAAAGGCAGCAAUGUUAAAACGCUGACGUCUGCCUAUGAUUUACAGUCUUUCGGAUAUUUUCAAAGGUCCAGCGUAAAAGAGUUCAUGGACUUUACGGGAAGGAUUAUUGUUGAGCGAACAAGGACAAAAGAAAGGGCUUCUGUAAAAGAACAAGAAUAUGUCUGCCAUGUUUACGUCCGAGAGAACAACUUGUCUGGUGUCCUGAUAUCAGAUGCAGAAUAUCCAUCACGAGUAGCAUUUACACUGCUAGGAAAAGUUUUAGAUGAUUUUCUUCAAGAAUAUCCACUACAUAGGUUGUCUACCUUGGAACAAAAGGAUAUCGUAUUUCCAAAAUGUGCGGAAUACUUAGAAAAAUAUCAAAAUCCAACUCAAGCUGACCCCAUGAUGAAAGUUCAAGCAGAAUUAGAUGAAACCAAAAUAGUUUUGCACAACACAAUUGAGAGUGUAUUAGAGAGAGGAGAAAAACUGGAUGAUUUAGUGGACAAAUCAAGAGAAUUGACAUUACAAUCAAAAACGUUCUACAGCACGGCAAAAAAGACAAAUUCAUGCUGUGUUAUUUUAUAACUCAACAGAGGAUGAAUCUGUACAGGGCAAAUGCUGAGGAUGGAGUGUAUAUAAAC
Molecule: messenger RNA, 781 nt
Organism: Dendronephthya gigantea
Lineage: Eukaryota; Metazoa; Cnidaria; Anthozoa; Malacalcyonacea; Nephtheidae
Product: synaptobrevin homolog YKT6-like
Exons: 8
Coding region: 129-725 (198 amino acids)
Biological process (GO): endoplasmic reticulum to Golgi vesicle-mediated transport
Cellular component (GO): membrane; Golgi apparatus
Molecular function (GO): SNAP receptor activity
Source: RefSeq, a predicted model, not a curated record